AUGGUGAAAACCGCAGCGAAUAAGCAAAAGCCGGCCAAGAAACCAUUAAACGCCAACAAGAAGAAGUUCGUAAAGACAAAGAAGAAGAAAAAUGUUGCAGAAAAAUCGAUCAUCUCAAACACAUCAGCUAAUCAAGCUGCCGAGACAUCUUCGGAUUCUGAUGUGGAAGAAAACUCACCUGAACAGAUCCAGAAGCUCAUCGAACCAUACACUAAGGACCAGUUAAUCGAAAUUCUCAUCAACGCCGCCAUAGCAAACCCUUCGCUUUACACCCGAAUUCGUGACGCCGCCGACAGUGACGAGUCCCACCGGAAGAUCUUCGUCUACGGCCUUGGCUGGGACACUACUAAGGAAACCCUAACUCUCGCCUUCCAACCGUACGGCGAAAUCGAGGAUUGUAACGUCGUCAUUGACCGUGUCACCGGGAAAGCGAAGGGCUUUGGGUUCGUUCAAUUUAGGUCACGGAAAGGGGCAAUGAAAGCUCUCAAAGAACCAAAGAAGAAGAUUAACAACCGAAUGGCGUCGUGUCAGUUGGCAUCUCUAGGGUCUGCAAUCGCCGGCUCCACGGACAACGCCAGUAGGAAGAUUUAUGUUAGUAACGUUCAACCCGAUGCUGAUGCAGAGCGAUUACGAGCAUUCUUCUCCAAAUUUGGGGAAAUCGAGACAGGUCCAUUAGGGUUUAAUUCGUCAACAGGAAAGUCGCGUGGCUUUGCUUUGUUUGUGUAUAAGACUCAAGAAGGGUUUAGAAAGGCUUUAGAAGAGCCUUACAAAGUAUUCGAAGGACAUAAAUUGCAUUGCCAGAAGGCAGCCGACGGGAAAAACAAGGGAGUUGCAUCUUCAUCUCCGGCGACUGUAACCACACCCGUUGUCCAACAACCCACCCCUCAAAUGAUGGCUGCUGUUGCUGCGACUCAAAAUUUUGGAAUGUUCAAUCAGUCUCUGGGAUUGAACCCUAUGUAUGGAGGUUUGUUUUCAAAUCAAAACGCAGGGUUUCUCGCAGCAAAUCCUCUUUAUGCUUCAGGGGUUUUGGGGCAACUGGGUGCUGCUAUUGGUGGCGCUCAACCCGGGUUAGGUAGUUACUAUGGUGGUGCACCCAUGGGUGUUGAUAAUACGUCAUUGCUAGGGGCUACUCCCCCAAUGCUACAGGGUCUCAAGGUGGUGGUGGUGGUGGUGGUGGUGGCUCUUUCGGUGGUUAUCAAUCUCACUCGUGAUGAAGUACAGCUGUCAUUGAGGUUAAUUUUCAUCGUGUUUCAUAUCGAUAAUCAAUUGUAUUUGUUAUGCGUCCCACCUAACCAAAACCUGAAUUCUAAACUUCACCACUGUCGAGUCAUCUCAUCGGAUAUUCCAAGGCGCCAAGCCACCAACCUUUGGCAUCAUCGCACUUUCAACAUGUCAAUAACAUUUCAAAACCUCGUUAUCCGUCAUUCACACGCUCGCAUCUCCCUCAGAUUAAACUCCCCCAAUCCUAAGACCCCUAAUUUCGAUAUCACAGUUCUUCCGCAUUACCAAACCCUAAAUACCCGACUGGUAAUCCCAUUGAAGUUACGUUCGAUUCAUACGGAACGACAUUCUUCGAUAAGAGCCUUGGAAUCAGAUGGAGUUGUUGAUAAACAAUACAUUGUUGCUGCUGAUACAUUCAAUAUCGAUGCUUUCCUUUCUAUAGCUGAAUUCUUUUGCCUUGCUUCUUCAGCUGUUCUUUCGAUCGGGUUUGUUAUUAAUUCAACGUUUUCGACUUCACAAAAACCUGUCUUGGAGUGGUUUGGGAACCGGGUGACAGUGUGGCAGUCUUUGUUGUUGGUGGUGGGGAUUGUGAUUGGUGCUACUAUUAGGAGACGACAAUGGAGGAGAAUCUGUUUAGGGUUUAGUAAACCCGGAUCUUCUGGGGUUAAUUUGGUUGAGAGAAUUGAGAAAGUGGAAGAGGAUCUUCGAAACUCAGCUACCAUUAUUAGGGUUUUGUCAAGGCAGCUUGAGAAACUGGGAAUUCGGUUUAGGGUAACGAGGAAGUCUAUGAAGGAGCCCAUAGCUCAGGCUGCAGAAUUGGCUCAAAAAAACUCUGAAGCCACUAGGGCACUUGCAAUGCAAGAAGACAUUCUGGAGAAAGAGCUUGCUGAAAUUCAGAAAGUUCUGUUGGCAAUGCAGGAUCAACAACAAAAGCAACUUGAACUCAUCCUUGCCAUUGCCAAAAGUGGGAAACUUUUUGACAACAGCAAACCAGUAGUAGCCCCUCAAGAUCAGAAGAAAGCCGAAACUAGCCCCUUAACUGGAAAACCAGAUGGAAAGAGAUGAAAAUUCAAACUUUUGGUAGCUAAAAAGAAAGCCAACAGUGUGAUGAGGUUGCAAAUUUGAAGCCAUGGAUCCUGAGUUAACACUGAAAUAUGGGUGCUUGAUUUGUACAUUUUGAGGCAGUUCAGAAUUGGAGAAGGAUAAUGACUUUUUUACCCUUUCCCUUUUGUUAAAGAGGUACAUUUUUCCAAAUAUGCAUUGUCAUCAUACGUAUGAUAUUUUGUUGUAGAGAACCCUUACUCAUAAAAAAACUAAUAUCAAUGGAUAUGUCAAACAUUUAGUCGAUUUUUUUUUUCUUCUUGUGUUUUUGGCAUGACAUUUAGUUUUCUUUGUUGCUUUGCUGUGUUAAGUCACUCAUUUUGAUUUUGUAUUAAAAAGUUAUACAUUUUGAUGUAUGAUUGUCCAU
Molecule: messenger RNA, 2689 nt
Organism: Lactuca saligna
Lineage: Eukaryota; Viridiplantae; Streptophyta; Magnoliopsida; Asterales; Asteraceae
Source: the annotation of a GenBank genome assembly